AGGCGGCGGCCGGUGUCGCGCGGCGGCGGGCGAUGAGCGGCAGCGGCGAGGCCGAGCCCCCCCCGGCGGCCCCCGCCGCCCCCGCGCCGCCCCCCCCCGCCCCCGCCGGCGACAACAAGCCCAGCCCGGCCGCCGGCGGCAGCGGCGUCCCCGGGGCGCCCCCGGGAGCGGCGGGCGGCGCGGCGCGGGGAACCGAGGGCGGCGCGGCCGGCGGGAGGGGGCCCGCGCCCGUCUCGGCAGCGGUGGCCGCAGCCCCCCCCGAAGGGGCCAUGUCCAACGGGGUCUACGUGCCACCCAGCGCGGCCAACGGGGACGUGAAGCCGGUGGUCUCCACCACGCCGCUGGUGGACUUCCUGAUGCAGCUGGAAGAUUACACCCCCACGAUCCCGGAUGCCGUCACGGGGUAUUACCUCAACCGGGCGGGAUUCGAGGCCUCUGAUCCGCGCAUCAUUCGCUUGAUCUCGCUGGCCGCGCAGAAGUUCAUCUCGGACAUCGCCAACGACGCGUUGCAGCACUGCAAGAUGAAGGGAACGGCCUCGGGCAGCUCCCGCAACAAGAGCAAGGAUAAGAAGUACACGCUGACCAUGGAGGACCUGACACCAGCACUUGCAGAAUACGGCAUCAACGUGAAAAAGCCACAUUACUUCACAUAAAGACUGAGGGAUUGUUAGCGGGAACUUUUUUUAGGGUCGCUUCUGUGCCAUUAAACAGCUGAGUAGGUUUUUUUGGUGGAAAA
Molecule: messenger RNA, 736 nt
Organism: Chroicocephalus ridibundus (black-headed gull)
Lineage: Eukaryota; Metazoa; Chordata; Aves; Charadriiformes; Laridae
Gene: TAF10
Product: TATA-box binding protein associated factor 10
Exons: 5
Coding region: 33-653 (206 amino acids)
Biological process (GO): transcription initiation at RNA polymerase II promoter
Cellular component (GO): SAGA complex; transcription factor TFIID complex; nucleus
Molecular function (GO): promoter-specific chromatin binding; RNA polymerase II general transcription initiation factor activity
Source: RefSeq, a predicted model, not a curated record